This is a messenger RNA of Coprinopsis cinerea okayama7#130, 937 nucleotides long. RefSeq lists its product as hypothetical. NCBI's taxonomy places the organism in Eukaryota, Fungi, Basidiomycota, Agaricomycetes, Agaricales, Psathyrellaceae. The record is from RefSeq and is a predicted model, not a curated record. Bases 121 to 798 code for a protein of 225 amino acids. The transcript is spliced from 2 exons.
GUUGAAAUCACUCCUUUGUAUUCCUUCGCCUCUCGUCGUCAACGUCGUCUCUCUAACAGUCCAUAAAGUAUUUCUAUCGACGAGUAACCCGCUGGGACGACGACGACGAAGGACGAGCCAAUGUUGAAGAGACAACGACAACCCUCUCCUGUUCCAUCGAGCAGUAGCAGUAUCCCGCUCGUCACCGACUGUGGACCAGAUGACAUCUCGAUGAGGAAUUUAAAAAGGAGGCGGACACAACCGCCUCCUUUGGACGGCGCGUCUAGGGGGUGGAACAACCACCGUAACCCCCAAUCAUUUUCUAUGGGCCGCAACGAUGGCGAUGAAGAGGACUAUUACGAAUCUGAUGAGGACGACGACGACUCCAACCAAACCAAUGAAACAGAAAGAAACGCGGAGGGCGAGGUGGUGAUGGAGGAAUACAAGUCGACGAAUAAUCUGCUUCGUGAAUUGCACAUUCUGCAGCAACACCGAUUAUUGUUCUCGGGGGACUCCACGACCAUCGCCAAAAUGGGUCCUCCCCAGGGGCUUGCGCCAGUACCAGCGGUCUCUAAACAGGCACCCUCGUCAGUGCACUCGUUUGCUGAAAAACAACUGCCUGGUCCUUGUCCAGAAAAAACUCAACGACAUUGGGGUUAUCCUGGAGAUCACCACCCUUCCCCACAGCAUCCACAGAAUGGGGACGAAACAUUGAACGUACACCAAAACUACGGAGACACGAAUAGACUCCUCAGGGAGUUAUUCUUGUCAAGGAGACGGGGAAUGGAGCCUGAGGCUCGUCAUUCAGAACGUUCGUGAUUAUGAAGGAGCCAUCUAUGUUUUACGUUUCGGCAACCCGCAGUUCCUGAAGAUUUCGACCGGUCUCAGCCCCGAUUCCACUUCCAUUGCCCUCUGGUCGCGCUAUCCACGAUGUUGGCGCCGUUUUAGCCCGUGUCCG